Messenger RNA from Solenopsis invicta (red fire ant), 8736 nucleotides. It is a transcript of the gene Svil, whose product is annotated as supervillin. Lineage: Eukaryota; Metazoa; Arthropoda; Insecta; Hymenoptera; Formicidae. The transcript is spliced from 25 exons. The coding region runs from base 426 to 7415 and encodes 2329 amino acids. Gene Ontology annotation, biological process: barbed-end actin filament capping; cytoskeleton organization; actin filament severing. Gene Ontology annotation, cellular component: actin cytoskeleton; cytoplasm. Gene Ontology annotation, molecular function: actin filament binding; phosphatidylinositol-4,5-bisphosphate binding. The record is from RefSeq and is a predicted model, not a curated record.
UUUCUCCAUCUUCGCUGAACGCGCCCAUGGACGUAAUCAGUUCAUUAGAAUGACACCCGUUUCGUGGUGGUGAUGUUUUCUUUUAUUUAAUCAAUUGUCAUUCUCGAUGUAAAUGAUGUAGUCGUCUCGCAUGCGAGUUUGUUGUACAGUUUGAUUACCUCGCGAUUUGUAUCAUUUUAUACAUAGUACUUAUUAAGUAGCUGUGAUAACUUAGUCGUAAGGAAUACCAUCGUUUUGCUACGUUCUCGAUUGUCCGACUGACAAACUUUUUUUUCGAAAGCUUUCGAAAGUGAAAUUAUGGCUGCGUCGCAGGACAAUUCGUAUUAAUUCGCAUUAAAAAACUGAUAAUUUGCGAAAAAACUUGCAACACUUCUCUACAAUGUCGUACGAAUUGUACUUGACAUCUUGAUCGGUUAAAAAGAUUAAUGGUAGCUGCCGGAGCGACAGUUUUGAUGGCAGCUAGCGAGGAGACGUCAAAUGAGACAGGAAGUGGCACAGCACGCUCGAUAAACCAAAGUGCUUGUUCACAUUACAGCGAGAUACAACGUUGUGGCCAAAGGAACGUUGAACCGUCGAUUAAAGGAGAUGGGGCUACUUGUUCUUUAAAUAUUAUAGAAAAGAAGCAACAUAGCCUUACAACAGAAAGGAAUGGUAAAGUAACAUCCAAGAUAGAGCCAAAAGAGAGUUCUAAGAAUUUUGUAACAUGUAAAACUGCUCAGAUUCGUGAGACCAGAACUUCUAGAUUACGUGCUGCUUCUAUUGCAUUACCUAAUGCAGAUGUAACGUUGUCAUCUAAAAAGUUACUUGGAUUAGAAAGUCCUGACUCUCAGCGGCACAAUUUAUCAGCUAAGCAAAAAAAUUCCACAUCUCUCGAUGUUACUAUGAAUUCUGUCAAGGAAAGAGAGAGAGAUAAGAGCUACAAACGUAAAUCUUAUUUAAAUAGAUCACAUCACGUGGAAACGGUGCCUGUUGAUCAUUCAAAUGAAGUCGAAUCUAGUGAGAGACAUUCCAGAAGGCAAUAUGUCAAACGAAGUCAGAUAUCCGAAACGGUAUCGAGUUCUGCUGAUUCCUGUCGUCAAAUGGCCAUUCUGCGCAAAAAACAUAUUGAUUCGAAAGCUGGAACUCAGUAUAUCAUAAAAAAUCCUUCUAAAACUUCGUCAUCAUCUCCCGCUACGAAUGCAAAGCGCUCGAUUGUGCAGCAGCUUAGUGGUAUAGGCGAUUCGGAAGUUUCACGCAGAGUGGAUGAGUUAACGGCGUUAACGCGAGCCACUAUGGAACGCGUGGAGAGACUCGCGUCCGCAACCACGAGCUCUGCUAAUCACUCGAUCGAGAACGCGUCCAUGUCGCCAAAAAAGUCUAUUGCACCUAGGCACACGCCAGUUUCAAUUCUCAAGCAUAAAACUAUCGACGGCGAAGGGAGCGAUCGCCAAGCAUCGUCCGCCGGUUCUCACGCGCCAUCACCGGUAACCUUUUCGCCAUCCGUCACAGAACCUGUUUCUCGCAAGAGGCAUGGUAUUUUGAAGAAACGAAGCAGCUUAGAUGAAAGCGAAAUAUUACGUCGUCGUAGCUGUUCUCCCGAUGUUUCCUUCGCUGACAACAUUUAUUUGGAAUUUCGACCAAUCUUGAAAAAUCAAAGGCGAUCUUCUCUCGAUGAAAUCGUCAAGAGAGAUCAGAGUCCUGAUCAACAACCUGCCUCCAUAUUGAAACGUAAAUCGUCUAGAGAAGAUGACAGAGAUAUUCGUCGAUUAUCGUUGGGAUCUCCGGAACCGCAAAGCAUUUUGAAACGAAAACUCGCCAACAGCGUACGCGCCAAUAGUGCCAAUCAUCACGUAACAAUUGCAUCGGACGUUGCGAAUACGAAUGUGAUGAGUGGUAAUACGAUUGCGAGCACGAACGCGAGUCUUGCGUCUGAAAGUCUCGAGGGGUCUGAAGUGAGACCGAUAUUAAAAAAAAAAUACGGCAAGGAGGAAUUCACCGGGAGCGACGUUUCGUCUCUCGAGCCUCGGCCUAUACUUAAAAAAAAAUCGAGUACCGAGUCGGAUGAACACGAGCACGAUAGACCGAAGAAGACAAUCUUAAAAUCCUCGCGGAAGAAUUCGUACGAGGAGGGCAGUUACGAGAUGGAAUCGACUUCUCCAAGAAAACUGUCCGUGUUGAAGAAUCGAGCGAGCGAGAUUGAAAAUGUACGACCUAUAUUGAAACAAUCUAGCGGUAGCCGUUAUUACUGCGACGAUACGUGUGAUUUAACGACCGACUCAUUUUUGCGAAAAAGAGCGCAGUCCGUAGGUCAUGUGCGAUCUACUAAUGGCGAUAAUUGUGUCGAGUCGAUUCGUACGUUAGCCAAACGAAGAUCUCUCGAGUCCAGUUCGCCGAUCGAUGUCUUGUAUACACCGGCGAUUACACGUCGCUCUUUUACGGCCGAUCGAACCAGUGAAAUGUCCUACGCAACUAAUAGCUCUGGUGUAAUUAAAGAAAAUAAGCUAUCGUGCGAGGGAUCCAGUAAACAAGUUAGUACGAGCAGUAUGGAGGAAAAGAAUAAGACAGAUUCGCAUAUACAUUUCAUGAAAAUCGACGACGAUACGGAUAAUUGCAACGCGAUACAAGUUCUUACUCGGACGAUUGACAGAAAACAAGUGGGAAAAGUGGAGGAACAGCAGAAUGAAGAGGGUGUUUACGAGGAUUACACCGCCGUUUGUCGUAGCAACAGUGUUUCAAAAAUGACACAACAUUUUAAGGUUCUGCAAGAGAAGGCUAAUUCCACGACUACGGAAAAUGGUUCUCAGCGCGUAUCUUCGCAGAGAUUAUCGCGCGGUAUUCGACGUUAUCGCGAACGCAAGGUACAGGGCGGCGAGAGAUUCAAUACUCAACCGGUAACUUUCGAAGAAGUGCGCGAGGCGGUCUUACAAAAUCAGCGCAAUGCCGCAACGUUAAGUGACCCGGGAACGAGCGAUAACGAGCCUGAGCCCUCCAAGCUAAGCUUGGCCGAACGCGUGCAAUUUUUCAAUCAAAAGAUCGCGACUACGGAAAUCGCUAUGAGAAACGCCGCGCUUGAGGAAAAGUUUACUCAAAGAAGACGACAGUCUACUCGCUACAAAACACAACCUGUAACAUCUGAGGAGGUUAAAGUGGCGUCCCGAAUCUCACCACUCAACAUAAAUCACCAAAUUCAAACCUUGGUUGAAGAACAGUUAAAAGAAUGCCAAAGAUCGCUUCAUUCGCCACCGCUUGCAACAGCCUCUCAACAUGAUGUACCAAAAAGUAUUCUCAAGUCCACCGGUUAUACACAAAGUCUGUCGCGUGCCAAAAGUCCGGAACUCCGAGGUAUGAAAUUGAUCAAAUCUGUGCUUAAGAAAGAAUCCGAGGAAUCGGAGCAACCAAUAAUAUUACCGAAUAUUGAGGCAUAUCCGCGUUCUAUUUUAAAAAGUAAUUCUUACUCGAGACCCAUUCAGACAACGAGCGUCGUCGCAGUUGUUGACGCAUCGACGAUAUCGAGAAACGAACAAGGCUCGUGUAGCAUCGAGAGUCUAAAUUUAAACAGCGAAACUGCUAAAUUCUGCGAGAAAUUAGAUUGUUUCAAUGUAGCGACUAUUCCUAAUAGCCAUUUGCGAAUAGCCAUUUCUAAGCAAGGUGAUGAUAUGGCGAUAAACGAAGCCGCAGUGCCUUCCCAUAAAGCUGCAUUAUUUCAAAAGGAAGACAUUUUUUCGACUGACGUGGAUAACUGCAAAAUUGAUACAGUAUCGAGUAGUGUGUUGGAAAGACACAGCAACGAAAGGCACGACAAUUCGUUAGCGGACAAGUUGGGUGUUAACGACAAUAACGAUGACAAUAACGAUGACAAAAAUGACAACGAGGACAACGAAAAGGAUGUUGGCAAGGAAAAAGAGAGGAGGUUGGCGGUAAAAAUGGAGCGGAACGACUACGAUGACGAUGGUUGUAAGAUACAUAAAAUUAUUGUCAAUGAAAAGCAGAUUGGUGGCGCACGAUCCGCAUGUUUCGUUAUUAAUAAUUCCUUGUCCAAGAGUAUCAGUCAACAUUCUCUAGGUGAUGAGAGAAAAUCAGCGCAACAACGUGGUAUACCACUACCGGGAUUGUGUCGCAGCGCGACGCAAGUGAUAGCGUCGAUAGAGACGAGCGAAAUUCCGAGCGUGAGUAUUGCCGAUCGAUUGGCCGCGCUACGUCACAACGGUAGCACUAAUUGGAAACGACGCGUGGCCGGUGCCAGAGCCGUUGACGAAUCGUGCGAUGACUCUCUCAGUUUGGAGGAGAGUACGAUCAAAUCGGGCGUGUUGGCCAACUGCAUCGAGAAGCUCGAAUCUGCUGUGGAAAAUUGGAAGAGUAAAGUCGUAGCAGCUGAUGCAGUCAACUUCACUGUUGCUGGCAAAAUGAAAGUAGCUCCAUCGAAAGAUGCCAAUUCGCCUUUUCUCACGGAAGCCACGGCGAACAUUUCAAAUCAAAAGAAGAAAGUUCCGCGUCCACAAUGGUUUAAAAUGAGAAAUGAUAAAGAAUGUAACAAUGGUGCGGUAUCGACGCCUACUAGUCCAUGCAAAGAAUCAUCUUCUGCCACAUGUACAAGUUUUUCUGAACCUGUUAGCGAUGAUAGCGGUGAAGAAUGUAAAACGGAGCAUGUCUUGUCGCCGAGUGUUUCAGUGCCUAAAACGGACGAUGAGACAUUCACCUCUUUCUUUAGCGGUGUAUCAUUGGAAAAGUGCGAAACCGAGUGUCUUGACUUGGAUGAAAGUGACUUUGAUAUAAUCACACCACAAUCUGAAUUAUUAAUACAAAAGCGGAAUAUACGAAUGCAACGUCGACGAGCUACUUCGAGAAAUCCUCUUAAAGUUCUCGCAGCACGCACUGAUUUGAGAUCAGAAUAUACCGAAAUUCGUACGAAUGUCAUGAAAACAACGGAGAAUUUAAAUAUUAGAAAACUUGCCGAAAGCUCAUCUUUUGCCAUCGAGGCUCUCGCUGGGUUGGCUUCUACCGAAGAUUUUAGUACGGUGACUCUGAGAAAUGUGUCGGAAACAAGCGUGUCCACGAAUAAGUUGCAACCAUACAAAGAUAUAAUGUUGAUAUUGAUUAAAGGAAGACGACACGUUCAAGUUAGAUUGGUUGAACCUGUCGUUGAAAGUAUCAAUAAUGGUGAUAGUUAUAUACUAGUGACAAAAUCAGAGGUUUUUAAUUACAUAGGAAAAUAUAGCAAUAUUAUCGAAAAGACUCGUGCUGCUGAGAUCGCAUUAAGUAUUCAACAACAAAAGGAUCUAGGCUGUCAAGCGAUCGAAGUAAUCACUAUAAACGACGAUAAAAUGAUGUGCUCGAGGAAUCAAGUUAACAAAUUUUGGAAUUAUCUUGGUGUAAUUGACAGCGAAAGGUUAAACGUUGUCGAGGCUGGCCAUCCUGACGAAGAUGAAUUGUACGAAUCUGCUAUUAUCGAUACAAAUAUGGUAUACGAAUUGAAAGAUGGACAAUUGGUGUCGCACGAAAAAUUCUGGGGUACACUUCCAAAGAUAGAAAUGCUUCAUAAAAAUAAGAUUUUGGUGUUCGAUUUUGGUACUGAGAUGUACAUUUGGAGCGGCAAAGGAAUUUCAGCGGAUAAGAAGAAACUUGCCACACAGCUGGCUACGGAAAUGUGGAACAAUGGAUACGAUUAUAGAGAAUGUACCGCUUGUCCGAUUAGCGCGGGCCGUAUGAUAGGUAAUCGGAAUAGUGAUUCGCGCACUAACCCACCUACAAAAUUUGCCAAAAGUAGACCCGAAUGGUGUUUACUAGCUAAGCUGACGCAACAUGUUGAAACGAUACUAUUCCGGGAGAAAUUUCUCGAUUGGCCUAAUGUAACCGGUGUGGUAAAGACGAGAGGUCGAAAUGAUAAUGCGCAACAAAUCGAUGGUGUCAUAACUGUGCAUCUGGAUGAAAACGACGAUAUGUGGCUACCAAAUUCUACUUCAGUCGAUUUUAUUCUAGAAGGCUGUCAUUUGGGCAGAGGCACUGGCUGCUAUGACAAUGAUUUGAAGAAAGAAUAUGUCGUUGCUACAACGAGCGUUAUGGUGUGGCAUAUCGAUGAAUUUUCGCAUACGCUUCUAAAUGGAUCAUCUAUUGGUCAAUUUUAUUCUGGUGAUAGUUACAUUGUUCAGUGGACAUAUUCCGUUACAAUUACUGGUAGAGAACUUGGUGGUUUGCCGUCUAAGCACUUGGCUAAAGGUCGCGAUAGAUCUGUAUACUUUAUUUGGCAAGGUCGAAAUGCAUCCUUGAAUGAACGAGGUGCUGCAGCAUUAUUGACGGUCGAAUUAGAUAGCGAUCGAGGUCCUCAGGUUCACGUUGUUCAAGGACACGAACCAGCUGCAUUUUUAAAUUUAUUUUCUGGAAAGAUGGUGGUACACAGUGGUAAAAAAUCCGAGAAAAAAUGUGAGAAACGAUGGAGAUUGUACAUUUGUCGAGGAACUUUAGAGAUGGAGACAUUUUUGAUUGAAAUCCCUUGUAGUACUCGACAAUUGAGAAGUAGAGGUUCCUUCGUAUUACUAGACACCGAAAAUGCAAAACUAUAUGUCUGGCAUGGAAACAAUUCGUUACGUCAUAUUAGAGAAAAUGCAAUAAAUGCUGCAAAUAACUUGAAAGAAAAUCGACCUGAAGAAGCUGGGUUAUCAAAUAAAAAUGACAUACAGAUAUGUGAAAUACAAGAGAAUUUGGAAUUUGAGGAAUUUAGUAAUGCAUUAGGUGGCAUGAAUAAAAAAUUGUAUUGGUCAUUAGAAACAGCUGACAUAAAAGGUCAUACUCCAAAGCUUUAUCAUUUAUACAGUGUUGCUAAAAAAUUUCGCGCAACAGAAAUACUUUGUCCACAUCGUGCAAAUCUCACAACACCAUUUCCUUUCUCACAAGAUGAUUUAUAUCAAGCGAAUCAACCAGCCUUAUUUCUAUUGGAUGACGAAAACAUGAUUUGGAUUUGGCAAGGAUGGUGGCCUGAUAGUGGAACGGAAGAUCAGUCUGGAAGUAAAACUAUUCGAUGGCAAGCUGAGAGGAGAGCGGCAAUGACAAUAGCGAUACGAUAUUGGCGAAAGACUCGAAACACACAAACAACGAAUCUUCCAAUAUACUUAAUAUGGGCUGGUUUAGAACCAUUGCAAUUUAUAAAUCUUUUCCCAGAAUGGACGUAUCGGGAUGAUGUUGCUGAAUUAAAUAUAGAGGAUGGCAGGAAUCCAGGACAAGUAUUAACAGUGGAAAAUGAAUUGGCUCGUUUAACGCAAAGCACAUAUCCUCCUGCUCAGCUGUUACAAAGACCUUUACCUGAUGGAGUCGAUCCAACAUGCCUCGAGUUGUAUUUAUCCCAACAACACUUUCAAGAGCUGCUGGGAAUGAGCAAAGAGGAAUUUCAACAGCUUCCAGUCUGGAAGCAAGUAAAUCUUAAGAAAGAUAUAGGAUUGUUCUGAUGGAUUGUCUUGGCUGCGAUUAGCUGCCCUUGUAAAAUGUUCGAAUUUUUGUUAAUUGUUUCACAAUAUUUACAAUUUGAGAAUAAGAAAAAUAUCUCAAUUUCUAGACGUAUUUUUCUCGAAACUUUUCGCGUAUCGAGAAUGAAACAUUUCGAGAAAUUUUUGGGAAUUGGCGAAUAUAUUAUCGAUGAGAUAUUAUAUAACAACACCGGGCGACGUGGUUUAAAUAAAAUUUAUCAUUUCGCAUGUAUUUUUGUGCGCUGAACACAAUUCGGCAUGCAAAUUACUCCACCAUGUCAGGUUUUUGAGAAAAGUGAGGUUAAAGGUGUAAAAAGAAAAAAAACGACGUUUUUUGAGAUAUUCGUGAUUUUUUGCUAGCAAAGUAAAUUUUUUUUCUAUUAUCGCUUACGCCAUUUUAAAGUGUCAAUUUUUACCUUUAAAAUAGAUUUUUUUAAACGUCAUUUAUUUUUCUUUUAUCGACUUGAUCUUUGUACGUGUAGACACGCUACGACCAACAUUUCACUAGCCGACGUGUUUCCGUUGCUUGAAUAAGAGUUACCAUUUCCCUGUAUUUUUUGCGCGUUGAAUCUGGUAAGCAAAUUGCUCUAUCACGUCAGAUUUUUUUUUAGAAAAGAGAGGUUAAAAGUGUAAAAAAAAAGUGAUCAUUUUUAUCUGUUUAUUUUAACCUUGAAAAAUUUUGCGAACAAAAAAAUCAUGAAUAUGUCAAAAAAUGUUGUUUUUGACACCUUUAACCUCACUUUUGUCAAAAACCUAACGCGAUGGACCAAUUUGCUUGCCAGAUUCGUGUUCAGCGCGCAAAAAUACACAGAAAAUGAUAAAUUUUAUUCAAACAACAGAAAAGAAGUUUAACAAUGGCGCCCUGUGUAAUUAAUGGAAGAUUAAAAAGAAUCAAUAGGGCGAGUUGAAGUUGGCAAAGCUGCUAGCCCUGCUCGCCGAACGAUUGUAUAUAAAUUGGUUGGAUCUACAGAUAAGAACUAAUCAUGUUAAAUUGCUCGGCGAACACGCCUAGUCGUUUUGUUAUUGGGUGGCUUGAACUCACCCAUGUGAUCCAAAAUAUAUUAUCAGUGCUAUUUGAAUUGUAACGUAUAUGUAUAAUGAUAUACAAUAGGCAUAUAAACACAGAUUAUAUAUUUUUAAUACGUGCUAAAUGCGAAAUCUGCUUGAAAACAUUUUCUUUAUAAUAUAUUUGUAUGACGUUUAUAUAUUGCGAAUGAAUGGUUGCUGUUUUUGCCUUAUUCGUGUAAUAUCUGUAUAAGACGGUUUCUAUAAUUUACAAUAUAUUCUGCAUUUUUAAAUAGUA